AAGUAGAUGUUUUCUUUCCGGGGUAAACAGCGCUGUAGCUCAAAUGAAACUGAUGUCAGUGACCUGAAAUGAAAGUAUGAGGUAGUGGACGAUCCCUGUGGACAGUAAGCCGACGCUGUCACGACUACUUACAAAGUCUUCACAUUGCUGAUACAGGAUUGUAUCCAUCCACAAUGUUUCCAACUUCGUGUGACACCUUCGUGGCUCUGCCUCCGUCCACUGAGGGACAGCGAGUUGUGUUCGGGAAGAACGCGGACAGGCCCUCUGAUGAGGUUCAGGAGGUCGUCUACUUCCGUGCCAAUGACUAUGACCCAGGGACGAAAGUGGAGUGUACCUAUAUCGAGGUGGAGCAAGCCGCCCACACUCACGCGGUGGUUUUGAGCCGACCUGCCUGGCUGUGGGGUGCAGAGAUGGGAGCCAAUGAGCACCAGGUGUGCAUCGGGAAUGAGGCGGUGUGGGGGAGAGAGGGCUGUGACGGGGAAGAGGCUCUGCUGGGCAUGGAUCUGGUCAGACUUGGGCUGGAGAGAGCCGACACCGCUGAGAAGGCUCUGCACGUGAUCACUGACCUGCUGGAGAGGCACGGAACGGGUGGCUCCUGCAUGGAGGACAACUGUAACUUCACGUACCACAACAGCUUCCUCAUCGCAGACCGGACGGAGGCCUGGGUGCUGGAGACGUCCGGGCAGCGCUGGGCGGCGGAGAGAGUGACAGAGGGUUUCCGUAACAUCUCCAAUGAGUACAGCAUCACCACCAGGAUAGACAAGGAGCAUCCCAAGCUCAGAGAGUACGCCAAGAGCCAGGGCUGGUGGGAUGGGGUCUCAGAGUUCAACUUCGCCCAAGCCUACUCGUACAUGAACACGGCCCGGAUAGAGGCGUCGGACAGCCGCUACUGUGAAGGGAAGAAGAUGAUGGAGAAAAGCAACGGUCACAUCACAGCUGAGACGCUGAUGGAGAUCCUCCGGGACAAGGAGAGCGGAAUCAACAUGGAGGGGGCCUUCCUGAGCGCGGGGAGCAUGGUGUCUGUGAUCCCCAGGGACCCCACCCGGAGUGGGGUGCACUACUUCACCGCCACCCCUGACCCCGAAAGGUCUGUGUUCAAGCCGUUCAUAUUUGUGCCCGAUAUCAGACAGCUGAAGCAUACCUGCUCUCCUUGGUACGGCGAGGACGACCCUGUGAAGCAGAAACCGCGUUUCAAGAGCAAGCCCGAUCGGAAACACCCGCUGUUCCUCAAGCACGAAGUCGCGUCCGCCAUCAUUGAAACAACCAAGGAGAGAGGAAAGCAGAUUUUGCAGAACAUGAGGGAUCUGGAGAAGAAGAAGCUGGCUGAGAUGGAGGUGUUUCUUGUGAAAGGUGUUGACCUUGACGACUGGCCCUCAUUGGUGAAUCUGUUUUCAAACACCGCCGAGGAAGAGAUGGAGGCAUAUAGUAAUAGACCUUGAUCCAAUGUUAUUUUCCAAAACAACCAGUUCAUGAACAUUAUUUUAUUAAUAUGCAAAUGUACUACCUGCAGCCCGUUCUUCCAGUUUAAAGACGAUAUUAAAAUGUUCAAACACAUGCACAUUAUUCAGUGAAAUAAUUUCCCUUAACUUGUUUUUAAUUUAAAAAAAAUCUUAAUGUAUUGAGAUUAGCUAGCAAUAGAUUUAGCGGCUGAAGCAGCAUCUAUCAUAGCCCGCUAUGACAGUCCAAUAAAAGGCACAUUCGACUUCCUGUGUGUGUCAGAUUCCACUACAGACCGCAGAGUGCUACAAUCAUAUUGUAUAAUCAUUUUGUAGUUGAUGAAAACAUGUUUGUUAAUAAAUACAAAUAAAAUACA
Gadus macrocephalus (Pacific cod) is the source of this 1813-nucleotide messenger RNA. RefSeq names its product secernin 3 (gene scrn3). The transcript has 8 exons. Gene Ontology annotation, biological process: proteolysis. The record is from RefSeq and is a predicted model, not a curated record. Lineage: Eukaryota; Metazoa; Chordata; Actinopteri; Gadiformes; Gadidae. The coding region runs from base 174 to 1439 and encodes 421 amino acids. Gene Ontology annotation, molecular function: dipeptidase activity; cysteine-type exopeptidase activity.